Moneuplotes crassus is the source of this 1061-nucleotide messenger RNA. The record is from the annotation of a GenBank genome assembly. NCBI's taxonomy places the organism in Eukaryota, Ciliophora, Spirotrichea, Euplotida, Euplotidae.
UAUAACAAAUUAAAAUACAUGGAAAGCUAUAAAAAAUUCUGGAAAGAUCAUUUGGAUGCACAUAACAAGAUGAGGACAGAUCCGAAAAGUUUCAUCCCCGUGCUUGAAGAGAGGUUGGGCAAUAUGAAAGGAAAGACCUUGGUUAGGAAGGGAAAACCUGAUCUGAUGACAAAGGAAGGAGCCAAAGCUAUUAAAGAAGCUAUCAGCUUCCUUAAAAAACAAAAAACCUUAGGCAAGCUUAAGUUAUCAAAGGAGCUGUGCUACGCAGCUCAGGAUCACGCACAAGAUAGUGGAGACAACGAUAUGAGAGGGCAUAAUGGAAGUGAUGGAUGCACACUUACGGAUAGAGUCAAAAGGUACUGCAAGGUCUCAGGCUGCAUUGGCGAGAAUAUCAGCUACAGAGUUGGCAAUGGAAUGGAAACAGUUCUCAGACUCGUAGUUGAUGAUGGCGUCACGUCAAGAGGACAUCGAAAUAAUAUUUUUAACUCCUCCUUUGAGUUAAUUGGAGUCGGUCUCUAUAAGCACCCAACUUGGGAUAACCUGGUGGUAUUAGAUUAUGGAGCUGGCCUUACUCCUCUAGGCGAUAAGGGUAAGAAAUUGCCAAGCAAAUCCUAUAAGACUUAUAAACCAGUAGAAGAAGAAUCGAAGGUUGUUCCUGAUUCUGAUGAUGUCAAACUUGAGGAUUGCCCUAAAUAUUUUCAAAAAUUUAUUAUUUCUAAGAAGCUUAAGGACGGAGAAUACAAGAUCAAAGUCGAAGACGGCAAAUAUUACUUGGUUACAUUAAGCAAAGUACCCAGAUUUAUGCCAAAAUCUGUUGCUAAGAGUUCUCCAAAAUCUAUCAGAAAGACUUCAAAAUCCCCUACCAGAGUAGCUCUGGGAGGAGGAACGCCUACAAACUACAAAUCCAAGACAAUAAACACCAAAAUCACAACAUGUGGGAGCCAAAAGACCACUAAAACAACCACUACUUACACAUUCUGGGACGGCUCUUCCAGAACAGUGACCCAUAAAGUAACCAAGGCUGCAUAAUUAUCCCUCAUAAUAAUUCUACUAAAAUCGUA